UUCCUGUUUGGAUCGAUGUGAUUGGCUGAUCCUACUGCGCAGACUCCUGGGAGAGCGCGAUGUUCAAAUUUGUUUCCGGUUUCCUUAUGCUUCGGUCGGUGCGCCAGACAUGGAGCGACAUCAGAGCAGUGCCGCAAGGACUCCCACAAACAGUGUUGUAGCUGAGAGGAGGAGCAAGAGUAAGAGUUACCGCCAGUCGUACCGCAGCUGUGUAGGUGCUGCCUCACGACUCUGCUUUACCCCUGGGUUCACGGCACGGAGGCUCAACGCCAGCAGAAGGGCCCCAAAGUCACACAAUGUCACUGAGAAGGUGAAUCCACAGCAGCUGGCCUUACUAAUGAAGACAGAGUGGCAGCUGUCGUACGUUACUCCCCUCUACCAGUUCCGACACACCCAGUUGAAGAGCUACUCCAGGCAGCUCUCGGCGUUCAUUGCCGCGGAGAAGCAGCAAGGUUUGGCCGUGGAGGUGGAGGGAGCGCAGAGCAGUUUCAAAGUGUCCAUCUCUGUGGUGCAAGGGAUGGUCGAGGCGGACGACGAUGCUGAGACGGUCCUCAUACAGAUCCAUUCAAAGCUUUUGUUUGCCAGGAAGGAUGAGCCCCAGAGGCCGGUCUGGAGCGGCUGGCUGACCUGCAUCAACGGCAACCCCGACUACCUGCGCUCGCUUCCAGAGGACUUCACCUGCCUGCCGCUCUUCUGCAGCAGCGGGGCCGAGGGUCUCACCACCUUGGUCAAAUCCUGGUUCCAGCAGACCUUCGACUGCUGCUUCGGCACCCUGGAGAUCAACCACACAAGCCUGCAGUGGCUGGCGGCCUUAUGGACUAACUGCCACGCCGAGUCCAGCAUCCAGCAACUCAGAAUGAUUUGGACCCUCCCAGUGGCGCCGCCGCUGCAAGUCACAUACACAGUCGACCCCCAUGAUGCAUGGCAGCUGUGGAGCAGUGUGAGGAAGGAUCCAGGGGAGGACGUGGAGGAGGAGAACAGUAUUGAUAUUGAGGAGGUGAUGGAGUUCAUGCAAGGGCUGAAGGGCCACUUCUACAGACAUUUCAGGCUGGAUCUGUCAGCUGGAAGCCUGAAACAGGUCACCACAGCACUGGGCUCAGCCAAGUACAGCGGCAAAAUCAAGAUCUCCAACAGCAGAUACAUGAUCACCACCUUUACGCUACUGACAGAAUGUGCUCUCCUUAAAAUGCCCCUCUGAGAGACUGAAUAAAGACUUUUUAGCGCAACAGAUAAUUGCAAUAGCCACAUUUGGAGAAAGAAAGAAAGACGGACCUGGAAAAUUGGACAUGCAGCUUUUUGAAUGUUUUUUUUUUUUAAUUAAACUCUAUAAAAAACAUGAAAUGCAUUUACAUGACGUUAUUUUUUGCACAGUAUUCGCUUCAGCAGUGCGAUAUGUAAUUAACAAAAUGAUUACCUUUCUGUAAUCCACCUAUAUGUAUUGUGUUUUAGAGAUAUCCACUGAAUGCUAACCAGCUAGCGUUGUUUCUGGUCAGACACCACAAAGACAGAACAACACCCACUCAGUUUCACUCUGAUGAGUUAGUGUUUGUUGCAUGGGUGGCGUAAGGGUUAGAAAACAAUGGCAGGGUUCUCAUGCAAUACAGAUGGGAAACAAACAAACAUUUGAUAUAAUGGGCUUUCGGGACAAUGACAUUGCAACAUUGUUAGAUGGAGGGAGGUCGGGCAUCAGUCUGCAUCUACAUUUGGAAGCAUGAGUGGUAGUUAGAGCAGGGUGGCCCCCGGGGAACCAGGAGCUAAACCUGGUUAGAAAACCAUCUUGUUGUAGUUGGAUUGAGGCCAGAUCAGACUUUAGUUUUUUGUUUAAGAGAGAAUCUACUUUCUAUCCUCCAACUCAGGCAAUGUUGUGGCUAUAAUUAUGAGUUGAACGAUUGAGGGGAACGUUCCAAUGUUUCUUGUUUACCAGGUUGUUGUCUGCUUUUGCUCCUUUGUAAAUACUCUCCUGUACAUAUUCUUGUCAAUGGUUUAAUGUAUCUUUUGUCAUUCAUAGUUGUAAAUAAAAGCAUUAUAGGAUGCGG
Messenger RNA from Acanthopagrus latus (yellowfin seabream), 2036 nucleotides. It is a transcript of the gene cenpl, whose product is annotated as centromere protein L. Lineage: Eukaryota; Metazoa; Chordata; Actinopteri; Spariformes; Sparidae. The transcript is spliced from 5 exons. The record is from RefSeq and is a predicted model, not a curated record. Bases 110 to 1198 code for a protein of 362 amino acids.